AUGGCUUUUAUUCUGCAUUUAUUCAAUGCAACUGCACUUUCAAAGAUUGAGGUUUUUUACACACUUUAAAAUAGAGGCCAGUUGAUUGUUGUGUGAGAGAGGUGUUGUGAACACUGCAGCCAAACACAAGACACAAUCUUAGAAACUUAGAAAGGUGUUACAAAGGCUUUUUUCAAAGGUCAUAGCUAUGUGAUUGUAUUUGAGAAGAGUUGGUUUUAUCUUAAUAAUUCAUUAAACCGAAUUAUUCCAAAACUACAGAAGAGGAUUAGGGCCACUGGAAAAAAAAGUCUUAUUUACGCUAUAGGGGAGAGUGGGGUAAGAUGAGACAUUUUUCAUAUUUCGGAUCACUACAUCAAGGCAAUCAUAAUUUCGUCUCUUACUAGUGUAUCUGCAUGUAUUUCAAGAUGUCGUGCAUUCUUGCAAACCAACAGAAUGAGUUAUGAAAAACAUAACUGUCUUGAUAAUAUAGCAUGCCAAAAAAAGUGGUCAACUUACCCCGUGUAUGGGAGUAAGUUGACCAUAGGAGAGGGCUAAGUUCAGCCGUAUCCCUACCACAAUUGAUGUAUAAAACAAAUUUAAAAUGAUUUUUUUUUUUGUUUGAACACAAUUCUAAUAAAACUUAGGACAGACUAAAUUCACUUUCAAGAGUGAAAAUUUUUUUUUUUUUUUGGGGGGGGAUAAAUGUCUAACCUCUUCACCCAUGUGCUUCUGACCUUCACAGACUCAAUGAAUUGAUGCCCAUCUCCUAAAUAUUUGGUCACAUGAUCAAAUUCUUUUACUGGUUCAAAAAAAACAGGGGGUGGCUCAAUUUACCCUUUGGUUUAACUCACCCCACUCUCCCCUACUGAUAUUAAAUUGACUAAUUUUGUCCUUUAAAUCCAACAAGGAUAACGGCAACAAAAAUGAGCAGUUUUAAUAGGAAGUGAUGCACUGUCCUCCACUGUUGUGAAGAAAUAUUUAAAUUGAGUCCUUCAGUUUCUGACACACAGCGGUCAAGAGUUAAAGAGGAUUUUCAGUUGUUCCGAGUCUUCAGACAGGAGGAGCUAAUCGCCCACAAACCGCUGACGUUACCCGAACAGUCCAGCAAAUAUGGCCAAAGGAGGAGACCCGAGGACCCUCUGCACUCGGUAAGCCUUAAGGUUUCCACUGUCACCAGAUAAAAACUAGAGACCAAACUAACUCCAGCAAGCGCCAGGUCGGAGUUUGUCGGUCACACUGGAACUAGCUUGGCGAAGGUUAAUGCUAGCCAGCGGAGGCAGCUAACAUUAGCUGGCGUUAGCUUUCUGGGUAACAUUUUAGAACAGAACCGGUGUCGCUCAUUCGAGUACAAAAAAACUGACAACUUUUGUGUUUGUGAGAAGUUUGCUGUAUUUUCUUUAACUGUCGAGUGAUUGAGACAUUAUAGAGUUUAAAGGUGUUAAGUCUUGUUGAGUUUAGUGCCACCUGGUCAGAGUUUACCGGUGUUGCUGUAGUGACUCAUGUCCGUCUGCUUUCGUGGCUCUCUGUUGACACUAGCAGGGUGUAUUUACAUUACAGCUGGCAUCCAAACUAACGAGUAACAUAUGUGAAUGAGUACAAAAGCUGUUACUGUUAUUUCUCAGUCUUAUUAUCAUGUAAUACUCUGUUAACUCUGUGUCCCAUCAGUUAAAUCCAUAUAAAUGUGUUAUUUACUAUUCAAAGUUAAACCUUCUUAAUGAGGGUUUGGCUCAAACUAACCUCUGUUGAGCAUACAGUACACAUCAUAAAUACAUAUGUCACGUAGACACAGUCAGAUAGACAAAUAGACCCUCAUUAAACAAAACCUAGAAGUGUAUUAUUUACAUAGUAGUGAAACUCAAACAUUUAAGCUUCUGUGAAUAGAGGAAGGCAAAAAUUUUACACAUAUGAAGCUGAAAUCUGGUUGUUUUGUUAAUUCCAGCGGGUAUAUGAAAAAGCAAAGGUAGGAAAAUGCCCCUUUUUAAUAACUACUACACAUCUAAGAAUUUUAAGGGAUUAUUUACUUAUAUACUGUGUUUUAGCAUCCAGCUGCACCUAAAAAAUGGGCCCCAUUAUAAAGGAAACCUCAACUAAUACAAUAGUCCAAGAACUUUUUGUUCAGUCCCUGCCCCCUCUUCAUCUCACAUAUGCUGAAACUGUACAUUCUGUACCUUUAACAUGUGAGAUUAGCCUGCUCAAACCUGUUCUUUUUGAAUAGAUUUAGUCUUGUGAUUUUAGUCAAAGCUUAGCCCCUUUUUCCAGCUCUAAAGGUAAGGAUUAGAAACUUAAGAUAGUGUAAAGCAAGGAGGGAGGAGGAGACUGUCUGAGAUAUAGAUCUGUUAUUCAUGUGGGUCCGAGGGCUGAGAGGAUGUGGAGUUUGUUGUGGAAUGCGUGCGAAGGAGAUCAGCAUGAUGGUAGCUGCUUGUCCAGGGGAGAAGAGGCGAAGGAAGGGUGAAUAAUUGGAUUCUCUAGUGGGGCUGUGUUCAAUAGUGACAAUAAGGGCAUUAUAUGUUGGCCAAGAGCGUGCUUCUUUGGUGUGUGCUUUAGCUGUAUGUAUGCAUGUGUGUUCAUGAGUGUCUUAUUGAAGGGGCGUGAGCUUGUUUAGAAAGCAGCUGAAGAGGCAGAAAACAGGGAAUAAUGCUCUCCAUCUGUAUGAGAUUUAAAGUUGUGUUGUUCACUUCAGUAAUGGCCUCUUGGCACAUUUGGUCUCCUCCGUGGUUGGUGUUUACACUUACAUCUCUGAGAACACUGUCAUUUAGGCUGGGAUUGCUCGAUAAAUGGAGACUAACUUCUUGUUGACGCUGUUGGGACAUCUAUUCUGGGUUGCCAAAUGAUCAUGAUUUAUCUGCUUAAUUACAUAAGUGCACCGCCGCUUCAGUCCCACCUAGAAUUUGCUUCAGCUUUACCACAAUGUGUAGCUCACAUUAUGUAGACUGUGUUUGUUUUUGUGCCUACUUUGUGUCAUGUUGUAAGCAGGUAAUUCCUUUUUCAGAUAAUGGCUUACUAGACUGUGGGGAAAUACCAAAACAAAGAUCCAGAAUACUAACAGCUUGGUUUUUGCUUUACAAGUAUUUUAAAGUUUUGACUGACCACUAACUGAGAUGAAGCUGAUAUUCUUUGUUGUUGGUUGUCCUUGACAACAGAAAGGUCGAGGGCCACCUUGGCACUCUUGUUCUCACCUCUCAUAUUUCAGUGACAAGCGUCUCUGUUUCUAUACAACAAGCUUAUGUGAAAGCAGGCAUGUUAACGCUCUACUGUCUUUUUGGGGGAGGUGAAUGAAACAUCACAGUUCCUUUAUGGCAAUAUUCUGACCUCAUAGUUUUUGUCAUUUUGUUAGUUUUCAGAGGCAAUACUGACCCUUCUCUGCUCUAGAUAGACCUUCAGAGGAAAUUGUAGAUCGCAUUUCUCUUAUUAUUUGCACAGUUUCAGAUUUGGUAGUUUGCUGGAAUUAUGUGUCAAACUGUAGAUGAGUCCCUGUUACUGUAACUUUAAUAAGAAGGCUAAAUGAAGUACAAAGAAGUGAACAGACGACAGGGUAGGGCUGGGCGAUAUGGCCUCAAAUCAAUAUUACGUUAUAUUGAGCAGUUCACCUCAAUAACAAUAAAUGGACGAUAACUACUCCACAAGCUGCUCACCCCCUCCCACAUUAACUUUGUCUACUUCAGCAGCUACAACUUUUGAACCGUCCUCCAUCUCCUCACCUGUCUUUCCCUCUUUGUAACAGACUGGAUGGUGUGGAGUCACGUCUCUAACAUAGGACAGCGUCUUACAGGGACAUGAGACCAUAGCCUACCUACACACAUCCAAAACAAACUUUUGUUUAUUGUUUUGACACCAAAUAUAUUGACAUGGGCAAAAUGACGUUGGUUAUUGACGUAAAUUUUGGUAUUGGUAAAUUUUCGGUUUAUUACCAAGCCCUAUGACAGACAGGGUGAUAAGGCAAAUUAUUUUCAGAUGCAACAAGAUGACAGAAAGCAGAAACCUCCAACAGGACAAAACACUUUAAUAUGUAAUCUUGUCUGCACAGAAUGAUGUAAGGUGUGUAUCAUCAUGUAUUCUUGUGCCGAGCAUUUAUCAUACACUUAUGACCUGGGAGUUCUUCAUUUACUCAGCACACUCCUGGAAAACCAAAUAUCACUCUGUUAUCAUGUUAUAACGGAGUUGCUCGAACAGAAACAUCAUCCUGAGCUUAGAUGGUUAUUAAAUAACUUCCUAAAAAUAUGUCCACGAAGAAGAAAUGUUUACAUUAUCUCAAAGUUAAAUCAGAGUGCAGUCUAGUUUGCUUCUGUGUAAGUUGGAUGUGGUGUAAACUUUAAGGGUUUUCGCCCGUGUUGAACAAUACCACAAAAUUUCAUCGAUAUUUAACUUAAGGCACGUAAGGCAUGUACUACACCCAUAUACAUCUAAGCAUUUCACUGACUGUACAGAUAGCACCACCUUAUUGGUAGAGAUGGUAAUCCCCUCAGAUCCAAUAACUUGACAUUAACCUAUGAACUGAGCAUGGUUUAUCUGAAGUCCCACUGUCCUUGGCAGAGCUGGUCCAAGGCAUCAGUGAGCUAAACACCUGCUUAGGACCCUUCAACAAUCAAUAUUAUUGGCAGAAAUUGAGGGCACUAAAAUCAAAUUUGAGGCUCGGGAUGUAGGACGUGCCAGCAGCCUACUCAGCGUGCACAUUAGAGGCUGUGCAUGAACAACACAACAAAGCUGUGUUGUGAACAAAGAACAAUGAGAACAAAAGCCUUUUUUUUCCUACAUGCUUUCUUCUUCCCCCCGAAUUCAGGCUUUCAUCCUCUGCAGCUAUUGUUUUCAUCUUUUCAUCUUUUUUAAUUCAAACUUGAGAAAAAGUUUCCCUGAAAUUAACAGCACAUUACCGUUAUAAAUCGUGAUCAAAUUCCUCUAUAAUGAGUUCUUUUCCAGGUCACUGUAUGGAGCACCAUGUCAUGAACUUUAACUCUGCUUUGAAUAGAUAAAGAAAUACUGUGGAUUAAGUGCAGUGGGUUUCUUUACGUAAAGAAUUUGGGAUUAAAUUUUCAUUUUGCUGUUGUUUUUCUUCUCUCUGCUCUUUGUCCAAUCCCAGGCUCUAGUGGUUUUCAACUCCAGUCCAAGCCAAAGAGGGAAAAUGACAACAAAACUUCCAUGACCUCCUUUAGCGUAGCCGUCCGAGGCCUUCCCCUGGCCUUGGCGUCCAUGAAACAAGCCACCACCUCGGACUCACGCUUCCACCCUAAAUGGCGAGCGAUCACUGUGGCCACCCUACUUGGUUUGGUGCUCAUGCUGUACCUACACAGGACGGUAGGGGACAGAGAUACCGCGCCGAGUGGAUAUUACCACAACAGGGCUUCAGGUUUGCAAAUUCAUCAUGAAGGUGGGGAUGACCCCUUCAGGGACUCUAACAGACAAGCUGCCCUGAGUCUUCCCCGACACAAGAGAAGGGAAAAACCCUACAAUGACACUUACCCAUUGAGUCCACCCCAGAGGACAAGUCAGGGGAUACGUUACCGCAUCGCUGUGAUCGCUGAUCUGGACACAGCCUCCAGGAGCUCUAAAGACCAGACAUGGAUCAGCUACAUGAAAAGAGGUUACCUGACUGUGUCAGACAGCGCAGACAUGCUGCAAGUGGAGUGGGAUGCCGAGAGGGUCACUCUGGAGAGUCACCUGGCUGAGAAAGGACGAGGUAGGGAAAUCCGUACACACUGGUCCGUCAUUGUUUGGUAUAAAACUUCUGCUGUUUACGUGUUCAGCAUGUUGAUUUCCUUCAUGUUCGAUUGAUUGCAGGUAUGGAGCUGUCUGAGCUGGUUGCCUUUAAUGGUCACCUGUACAGUGUAGAUGACCGUACAGGUGUUGUAUACAGAAUUGAGGGCAAUCAGGCUGUUCCCUGGGUUAUUUUACCGGACGGUGAUGGCUCUGUCUCUAAAGGUUAGUGGCGUUUUUGUUUAAAGCACUCAAAAGUCUCAAUGUUUUUCUGCUUCAAUUCUGACUGGUACAACAAUAAAGCAUAGUCUGAACAGAAACAUCUGGGUCAUAUCAGGCCCUUUGCCCUUUAGCACAUGUAUGAUGCAGUCCAUCCAGUAAAGAGAAGAGAAAGGAGAAAAUACAAAAAACAGAAACCCCAAACUUUGUUGAUGGGCCAAGAUAUCAAGAUAUCCCUUUCAGUUUGCAUUAAAGGCAUGGUUGACGAUCUGAGAAGCAGUUGAAAAAAACUGAGCCAUUGAGGCAGAUUUGAAAUAAUCCUGCUCCACGAUAACUUCUCACAGAACCUGAAUCGCCCUCCCCACGACACACCCCCUCUGACAGAGCAAGAAGCUGGCUGACAGAAGAUCCUACGCUAGCUUCAACUAGGAUUCACCAUGUCAGAUUGCGUGUGACUAGCAGCAGUAAAUGCCAGCUCCGAUAGCGAGCACCAUCUGCAGCUGCCUGGACAGCUACUGUGUUGACAUUGCAGAGAAUGAUAAGAGUUAGUUAUGUAACAUGUGCCCCGAUAAAAGGUGAUAAAAAUUACCUGUUCAACAAGAACUCUGCUGUCUCGGCGUCUGUUUUCAGGCCCAAAUCCUGGUGGAGCUUUCUCCACCGAUCGAAGGAUCACCCGAUGUUUAUUCAAGUUAGAUUUCUCUUGGUCACAUUUCCUCUUUGUCUCUGCCCCGUCUUCUGUCGUUUGCGUUUUCUUCCCACUUUUGGUAUUGGGGCAAGCAGAACUGUUUUUUUUUUUCCGUCCUUCUCAAUCACAGCUCCUGUAGCUAAGCUGCUACGCUACUUUUAGCCGCUCAGAGCUCCGAGGAGGGGCAGUAGAGUGGGAGGCGACGAGUUGGAAAUUUGGGAGAGGGGUGUGUCAAAUACAGCGAGGUGAUUGGAUGGAGAGGAGGAGCAGGAGAUUGACCAAUAGGAGCUGUCCGGGACUGAUGGCUCCCAUUGGUCAAUGUUUUUGCAGCCCUGCACCUGCUGGGGUUUCCAUUCUUUUUUUCUCUUGACUUUGUGGAGAUUGCACUAUAGGACCAUGAUCGCCAUAUAAGCGAGGUUCAUAAUAAUUACCAAUCUCUCCAAUCGUCAACCAUGCCUUUAAAUCUCAGUAGAAAACUAAGAGUGACUUCAUCUAUUGAAGACAUGGUGCUUGUUUUCUUACCCGUCUCUUCUGUUCCUCUGUGAAGGAUUCAAGGCAGAGUGGCUGGCGGUGAAGGAUGAGCACCUGUAUGUUGGCGGCCUGGGGAAGGAAUGGACCACGACCUCAGGGGAGGUUGUCAACAACCACCCAGAGUGGGUGAAAGUUGUUGGUUAUCAUGGUGACGUGAAGCAUGAAAACUGGGUGCCACAUUACAACGCCCUGAGAGGAGCAACAGGGAUCCAACCACCAGGUUUGUGUCUAAUUAGAACCGUGUCUUAACAGAUGAAGAAGAGUGUAAAAAUGUUUCCACUUCAAAAAAUAAAACUUGCAGGGACAAACUCGUCCUGUAAAUGGUGCUCACAUUUUCAUACAGUUUCAUGAUACUCAGGUCGCUCGUUCAGUCAUCUCUCCUUUACUUCUCUCCCUGUCCAAAGGCUACCUUAUCCACGAAUCAGCAGCAUGGAGCGAGCGUCUCCAGCGAUGGUUCUUCCUCCCUCGCCGUGCCAGCCACGAGCAUUACGACGAGACAGCAGACGAGCGGCGUGCCACAAACCUCCUCCUAUCCUGCCCUGCAGACUUCAGUCACAUAACAGUGCGCCACGUUGGACCGCACAACCCCACACACGGCUUCUCCUCCUUCAAAUUUGUCCCGGACACAGAUGAUCAGAUCAUCGUGGCUCUGAAAUCCGAGGAGGAUGCAGGCAGGAUCGCCACAUACAUCAUCGCAUUUACGCUUGACGGUCGGGUGCUGAUGCCCGAGACAAAGAUAGGAGAUGUAAAGUAUGAAGGGUUUGAGUUUAUUUGAAGAAGCAAGGCUGCCGGGUUUCACGCACACACCAACAGGAUUGUAUCAAGUGCUAAUUACUACAUUCCCCUCCAGUUCUACUGUGCAAUAAGACAAGUGACCCAAAGUUUAAGAUUUAGUAAUUAUUCUGAUAACUGAGAGGAUGAAGAGAAGGAAGCAGGAGGAGGAGAGUAUCAGACCACCACAAAACACAAACUCUCUUUCCAGUUCAGCAAAGGUGUGAAUAAAGUUGUUGGCAUUUUCACACACCAGUCAGAAAAGUCCGGUAGACAAACACCAGAUGAGUUUUCUCAUAUUUUUCCAGGGGUAACAACAUCCUUUCAUAGAUUGCAGACUGAUACUUUUAUUAACCAUUAAAAACUUAUUUACACACUAAUGAUAUUUGAGAAGAGUUGGGGAGGAAAUUUAAAAUGAAUGCCUGUUGUUUACUGAGGGUAAAUCGCGGAGCAAGUCUGACACACCCAGGUUUCUCUGGAAAGCCUGACACGCCCGUUAAAUUAACGGGUAUCACAGGUGUGGUUAUGAGCGGUCUCUCAGACUUUCUUCUUCAGACCCUGUGUGUGCUCACAGAGAGCAACAUGUUUAUCACAAUAUUUGAUGUUUUAUGCACGAGGAAGAAUGAUUGCCAGCUGGAUGGUUCGGAUAGAUUGAAAUAGAAAACAAAUCCUGGUCUAGACCAAGUUUUGAGUUUGGAGUAAGUUGGUAUAAAGGGAUACUCCGGUGAAAAUUGUUAUGGUCAAACACACCAUAACACCGAGUUAGACACCCCCUUGAGAGAUGAAUGUUGCCGACUGCUUGCUUCUCUAGUUAUACCAACUUAAGUAACAACCACACGAUAGCAAAACACAGCGGUAUACGUCUCCACGCACAAAUCAUUUCCUUGAAGAAAGAAUCAUCAUAAAAAUCAUUUUACACUGCAGACGUGGUAGUUUUUCUGCCUUAGCAUCUCGGUCUGAUUGCAUUUCCAUGAAGUAAUGAUCACAAAUGUUCUUCCUUGAGCUGUGAAACUCCGCUGCACUCGGUGAUCGACUUAUCAGGGCUCCCAGCGGCUGCUGGAGGAGAGUGGGUGAGUUGUGUUUAGUCUCUUUGCUAAAGAAACCAGGCAAAGCUAAAAUAUGUUUGGCUGGGACCCUAUAUGUACUGUUGAUGAAGUUAGGUGCUGUUCUGAGCAUUAUUUGUGGCUAUAGAGUGGUGUUUUGGUUGAGAUUUGCGCGUGGAGACAUAGGCCGCUGUGUAUUGCUAUCGUGCGGACGCUGCUGAAGUUAGUAUAAAUAGAGAAGGAAGCAGUUGGCCAUAUUCAUCUCUCGAAGGGGUGUCUAACUCUGUGUUAUGUUGUGUUUGACCCUAACUUAAAUUUAUGCCAGAAUAUCCCUUUGAGCUCAACAGUUGAUACUAUACCCCUGCUUAUACUCUAAUCUCUCUUCAUGUGACGUGGAUCUCCUCUUCUGCAGUCAGACUCUGCUGGUCAGACACUCAGGGGCACAAAGUGAAACAGAUUCAAACAGAGUGAAAAAAAACAGAAGACAGAAUAUCCUUUUAUACUUGAACUACAAAACCGAUUACUUUCUGAUUUGCCUUCUCUGUUCAGACACACUGACGUUAUAUUUAUCAGUUUUAUAUUUAUGGACUGUGUCUAUUCUUUUAAUGCAUAACUCCUGCUGCCUCAUUAUCCAUGUCAAAUAUUUGCUCAGAUAUUUAGUGAAACUGAACACUAUUUGCUUCUUAAACUACAGGAAGACAAGCAAUUUAAGAUUCAACUGUUGGCAUAAUGUUGUUGAGUUUACACUCUCUCUCAAACACAAAGAAUUAAAAUAUCUACUCUUUGUUGA
Messenger RNA from Xyrichtys novacula (pearly razorfish), 9706 nucleotides. The record is from the annotation of a GenBank genome assembly. Lineage: Eukaryota; Metazoa; Chordata; Actinopteri; Labriformes; Labridae.